CAUGGCGGACACCGAUCUUUUUAUGGAAUGUGAGGAGGAGGAGUUGGAGCCAUGGCAGAAGAUCAGCGAUGUCAUUGAGGACUCUGUAGUUGAAGAUUAUAAUUCAGUGGAGAAAACUACUACAGCUGGUAAUCCUUUGGUCCAACAAGGUGGACAGCCACUCAUCUUGACCCAGAAUCCAACCCCAGGUCUGAGCACAAUGGUUACUCAACCGGUAUUGAGGCCUGUCCAGGUCAUGCAGAAUGCCAAUCAUGUGACUAGUUCCUCUGUGGCCUCACAACCAAUAUUCAUCACUACACAGGGAUUUCCUGUAAGGAAUGUCCGGCCUGUACAAAAUGCAAUGAAUCAGGUUGGAAUUGUGCUGAAUGUACAGCAAGGCCAAACAGUUAGACCAAUUACUCUAGUCCCAGCCCCAGGUACCCAGUUUGUUAAGCCAACAGUUGGAGUCCCACAAGUGUUCUCUCAGAUGACCCCAGUGAGGCCAGGUUCCACAAUGCCUGUGCGACCUACCACCAACACCUUUACUACUGUCAUCCCAGCCACACUCACCAUUCGAAGCACCGUCCCACAAUCCCAGUCCCAGCAGACCAAGUCCACUCCCAGCACUUCCACCACUCCUACUGCCACACAGCCGACCUCACUGGGACAACUAGCUGUUCAGCCUCCAGGCCAGUCUAACCAAACCCCAAAUCCCAAGUUAGCUCCCUCCUUCCCUUCUCCACCUGCAGUGAGCAUUGCCAGCUUUGUCACUGUCAAGCGACCUGGAGUUACAGGUGAAAAUAGCAAUGAAGUAGCCAAAUUGGUGAAUACCCUUAAUACCAUCCCUUCACUGGGCCAAAGUUCUGGGCCAGUGGUGGUAUCUAACAACACCCCAGCUCAUGGCUCUCAAAGAACCAGUGGACCUGAGUCUUCAAUAAAAGUGACCUCUCCCAUUCCAGUGUUUGAUCUCCAGGAUGGUGGACGGAAAGCCUGUCCACGGUGUAACGCUCAAUUCCGUAUUACUGAAGCUUUGAGAGGUCAUAUGUGCUACUGUUGCCCAGAAAUGGUUGAAUACUUGAAGAAAGGGAAGUCUCUGGAUUCAGAACCCAGUGUCCCAUCAGCAGCAAAGCCCCCAUCCCCUGAGAAAAUAGCUCCUGUUGCUUCCACGCCCUCAUCUACACCUAUUCCUGCUCUGUCACCACCUACCAAAGUACCAGAGCCAAAUGAAAAUGUGGGUGAUGCUGUCCAGACCAAGCUCAUUAUGCUAGUAGAUGACUUCUACUAUGGACGGGAUGGUGGCAAAGUAGCACAACUCACAAAUUUCCCUAAGGUCGCCACAUCUUUCCGAUGCCCACAUUGUACCAAAAGGCUAAAAAAUAAUAUUCGAUUUAUGAACCAUAUGAAACACCAUGUAGAACUUGAUCAGCAGAAUGGUGAGGUUGAUGGUCAUACUAUCUGCCAACACUGUUACCGUCAGUUUUCCACACCAUUCCAGCUCCAGUGCCACUUGGAAAAUGUUCACAGUCCCUAUGAAUCAACUACAAAGUGCAAGAUCUGUGAGUGGGCAUUUGAAAGUGAGCCACUAUUUCUCCAGCAUAUGAAGGAUACUCAUAAGCCAGGAGAGAUGCCUUAUGUUUGCCAGGUGUGUCAGUAUCGCUCCUCACUCUACUCUGAGGUUGAUGUUCAUUUUCGGAUGAUCCAUGAGGACACCCGGCACUUGCUCUGUCCUUAUUGCUUGAAGGUCUUCAAAAAUGGCAAUGCAUUCCAGCAGCAUUACAUGAGACACCAGAAGAGGAAUGUUUAUCAUUGCAACAAAUGCCGGCUGCAGUUUCUCUUUGCCAAGGACAAAAUUGAACACAAACUUCAGCACCACAAAACGUUCCGUAAACCGAAGCAGCUGGAAGGCUUGAAACCAGGCACCAAGGUGACAAUCCGGGCUUCACGAGGGCAGCCACGAACUGUUCCUGCCUCUUCCAAUGAUAUACCUCCCAGCGCCUUGCAGGAGGCAGCACCAUUGAGUUCCUCAGCGGACCCUCUACCUGUCUUCCUUUAUCCCCCUGUCCAGCGCAGCAUCCAAAAGAGAGCUGUUAGGAAAAUGAGUGCCAUGGGCCGACAGACAUGUCUAGAAUGCAGCUUUGAGAUCCCAGAUUUCCCUAAUCACUUCCCUACUUAUGUACACUGCUCUCUGUGCCGUUAUAGCACUUGUUGCUCUCGAGCUUAUGCCAACCACAUGAUCAAUAAUCAUGUUCCAAGGAAAAGCCCCAAGUAUUUGGCUCUGUUUAAAAAUUCUGUGAGUGGACUCAAACUGGCCUGCACUUCAUGUUCCUUUGUUACGUCUGUGGGAGAUGCCAUGGCCAAGCAUUUAGUAUUCAACCCUUCUCACAGAUCGAGCAACAUCCUACCACGGGGACUCACUUGGAUGUCUCACUCAAGGCAUGGCCAGACCCAAGAUCAAGUUCACGAUCGGAACUUAAAGAAUAUGUACUCACCUCCUUCCUUCCCUCCCAACAAAGCCGCUACUGUGACAUCUGUAGAAACUGCCCCAGCUGAACCUGAAGAGCCCCCAACUCUCAUGGCCCAAGCCCUCCCAUCACCAGCCUCAACUGCAACCCCACCACCCACCCCUACUCAUCCCCAGCCUUUAGUGCUACCAUCCUUGGCUUCUGAGGAGGCUGAAUGUCUGAAUGUUGAUGACCAGGAGGAGGGGAGCCCAAUCACCCAGGAACCUGAGCCAGUAUUGGGCACAGGUAGUGGCAGUGGAAUUAGCAAGAAGGAACAGCUGUCUGUGAAGAAACUUCGGGUAGUACUGUUUGCCCUAUGCUGCAAUACAGAACAAGCAGCUGAGCACUUCCGAAACCCACAGCGACGUAUUCGGCGUUGGCUUCGUCGCUUCCAAGCCUCCCAGGGGGAGAAUCUAGAAGGCAAAUAUCUGAGCUUUGAAGCAGAAGAGAAAUUGGCUGAGUGGGUAUUGACUCAACGUGAGCAACAGCUACCUGUAAAUGAGGAGACCUUGUUCCAGAAGGCCACCAAAAUAGGACGUUCUUUGGAAGGGGGUUUUAAGAUUUCCUAUGAGUGGGCCGUGCGUUUCAUGCUACGACACCAUCUGACUCCUCAUGCCCGACGAGCUGUGGCACACACUCUGCCAAAGGAUGUGGCAGAGAAUGCAGGACUCUUUAUUGAAUUUGUGCAACGGCAAAUUCACAACCAGGACUUACCCUUGUCUAUGAUUGUAGCUAUUGACGAGAUCUCCUUGUUCCUGGAUAUGGAGGUACUGAGCAGUGAUGACCGAAAGGAGAAUGCCCUACAGACAGUGGGCACGGGGGACCCAUGGUGCGACGUGGUACUGGCCAUUCUGGCAGAUGGCACUGUCCUCCCCACCCUGGUUUUUUACCGGGGACAAAUAGAUCAUUCUGCUAAUGUACCCAACUCUAUAUUGCUAGAAGCAAAGGAGAGUGGCUACAGUGAUGAUGAGAUCAUGGAGCUGUGGUCUACCCGAGUGUGGCAAAAGCACACAGCUUGCCAGCGUGGCAAAGGCAUGCUUGUGAUGGACUGCCAUCGCACUCAUUUAUCAGAAGAAGUACUGGGUAUGCUUAGUGCCUCUAGCACUUUGCCCGCAGUGGUCCCAGCAGGCUGUAGCUCCAAAAUCCAGCCAUUAGAUGUAUGUAUCAAACGAACUGUGAAGAACUUUCUGCAUAAAAAGUGGAAGGAGCAGGCUCGGGAAAUGGCAGAUACUACAUGUGAUUCUGAGGUCCUGCUUCAGUUGGUGCUGGUCUGGCUUGGUGAGGUGCUGGGUGUCAUUGGUGACUGUCCAGAGUUAGUUCAGCGGUCCUUCCUUGUGGCGAGUGUCCUCCCUGGCCCUGAUGGUAAUAUUAACUCACCUACAAGAAAUGCUGACAUGCAGGAGGAGCUAAUUGCCUCUCUAGAAGAGCAACUGAAGCUGAGUGGGGAACAAUCCGAAGAACCCUCAGCUUCUACUCCCCGACCUAGAUCAUCUCCUGAAGAGACAAUUGAGCCAGAAAGCCUUCACCAGCUCUUUGAGGAUGAAAGUGAAACCGAAUCGUUCUAUGGCUUUGAAGAAGCUGACCUAGAUCUGAUGGAGAUUUGAGUGUUUGGGCAGGGAUGGUAUGUGGAGAUGGAGUAGAAAAUUGUGAAGGUAGAAAGAUUUAUGAAGAGGGGAGUAUACCAAGUGGGGUAUUUGAUUUAUAUUUUUAAAUUUUAUGCCACCACUCCUCUGAUGUUGACUCAUACUUUGCUGUGGAUUUAUGAAUUAUUUAGAAAAACCAAUAAUGAUCAUAACUGAGCUGAGGAACUGGCCCACUUCUGCUAAAAACAGGUUUUUGUGACUUUUUUUAAAAAAAAUUAAAAUCACUGUGUUUGUUAUUUUUCUGAUAAAAAUCAAAAAAAGGAAAAAAAAAUCCUUCGUGAGUGAAUGUUAAAAAGUUUUGUGUUUCCCCUCUUACCUCAAUUGUAUCAUAGUACUUCUGGAUUUCUUGUUUUAUUGUGUGGCCAAUGUCUUUGGGCAUGAUGCUAUCUAACCUUUGUCAAUGUGAGAACAUUUCUGAAGAUGGGAAAGACAAAUAUGUAGCUCAUAAACUGGUUUAUUAUAUAUAUGUGGAUAAAAAAAUCCUUUUUCAUUGUGGUCUUAACACUUUUAUAUAAAAAUGGAAAUGGAAAAAAAAUCCCACUGAACUCUCUUUUCCUUUUCCUUCUUUCCUUCCCUCUCCAGAGAUGUUGGUUUCUACAACUCUGGAUAUAAAAUUGUGGCUUUAAAAAUGCAUGAAACCACCUUUAAUCAUCCAGAAUCAAUAGAUUUUUGUCUGUUCUCACCUCUCCCCUCCUUCCCAAAA
Messenger RNA from Elephantulus edwardii (Cape elephant shrew), 4826 nucleotides. RefSeq names its product pogo transposable element with ZNF domain (gene POGZ). Bases 2 to 4084 code for a protein of 1360 amino acids. Gene Ontology annotation, biological process: regulation of DNA-templated transcription. Gene Ontology annotation, molecular function: DNA-binding transcription factor activity, RNA polymerase II-specific; RNA polymerase II cis-regulatory region sequence-specific DNA binding. The record is from RefSeq and is a predicted model, not a curated record. The transcript is spliced from 17 exons. NCBI's taxonomy places the organism in Eukaryota, Metazoa, Chordata, Mammalia, Macroscelidea, Macroscelididae.